CCCAGGAGCUUCUGCUUGUAGUUGGAUAAGGGGAGUCCUGGGUUGCAUAAGGCUACUCUGCAGUUGGUAAUUCUCAGUUGCAUGAAGCUCAAAAUAAUUCUCCUGUUAAAGAGGCACAUUUUGUGGCAGCCUAGUCCCUUCCCUGGCACACCCGCAGGGUGGUCUUCGGGGUGGGGCCACGAUCUGGAUACAGCAGUGCUGGGGGACGCUGAUGCCAGGUCCUGCCGUCCAUGUGUGCCACAGUUGAAGCUGGAGAAGGACCUGGGAGCCUUCAGGAGGAGAUGGCAAAGACCAAAGAGCUGCAGGCCAGGGAGAAGGAGGCCAUGGCCAAGUGACAGAAGGCGGUGACGGAGCAGAGGCAGUGCAUCCUGGCAGAGUUUGAGAAAAUGGCGGUCUUCCUGGUGGAGGAGGAGCAGCACCUCCUCCAGGGCCUGAAGGAAGAGGAGGUGGAUGCAGUCAAACUGCGUGGGCGCUCAGCCGCCCUGGACCAGCAGCACCACUCCCUGGAGAAGCUCCUGCUGCAGCUGGAGGACAGGAUGGAGUGCGAACCACUGGAGAUGCUGCAGGAUAUGAAGAAACCCCUGAGCAGGAGGGACAGCCUGAGUGUACAGAACCCAGAGGCCAUCCCCACUGUGCUGAGGACGGUCUGCAGGGUCCCAGGACAAAUAGAGGUGAUCAAGAAUUUCCAAGAGGAUGUGGUGCCUGACUCUGCCACAGCGUACCCCUACCUCCUCCUGUACGAGAGCCUCCUGAGGCAAUACCUGAGCACCCCGCUGGACAGCAUGCCCCAGAGCAAGGACAGGUUCCUGGCCUACCUCUGCACGGUGGGCCGGGAGACCUUCUCCUUGGGGAGGCAUUACUGGGAGAUGGGCAUGAACCUCACCAGAGAUGCGCUGUGAGACCUGGGUGUGUGCAGAGACAACGUUAGCUGGAGGGACAGGGUCCCUAAGUCCCCCGAAAACAGGUUCUAGGUGGUGCAGCUGUGCAAAGGACAGAAGUACAUGCCCUCAGCAAUUGUCCCAACCCCCAUCACACUGAGCGAGCCCCCAAGCCACGUGGGCAUCUUCCUGGACUUUGAGGCAGGGGAGGUAUCCUUCUACAAGGUCAAGGAUGGGGCCCACCUGCACACCUACUCCCAGGCUGUCUUCUCUGGGCCCUUGCAGCCCUUCUUCUGCCUCGGGGCCCCCAAAUCAGGCCAGAUAGUCAUCUCUACAGUGACCCUGUGGGUGAAGGGAUAGGGGUACAGGGGGGAGCUCCGGCAGUCCGUGUUCCUCUGGAAUGUGAGGUCAUUCUGCUGCCCAGCUCAUCUCCGCUGGAGCAUUUGAAAGUCAUCAGCUGUGUAGGGCGGUUUCACAAAAGGCGAAAUAUAACCAUGAUUAAAGCUUAAACGUUGAAACCACGGUCCCAGAUGCUUGAGAGGAAACUUCAGGAAGCCCCCGUUUCACGGUGGGUCGAUUUCUAAAUACAUACUUGCAGCGGUUUCCCACCUCUUUACCCCACUUGGGCAUAGUGUCCACUCGCUCCUCCCUGCGUUCGGUUAAUGCAUGCACAGCCACCGCCUCAGGUGUCCACCUUCUUCAUCCAGAAAUUCCAUGUUUAUGCCCUUCCCAGGGGAGGACGGCAAAGCCAGACUUUUCAAACUGAACCUCUAAAAUACUUAGAGCUGUCCACCCCAUCCCUUCCCACCCGUAAAGCUGCACGUGCAGGGGUAAGGAUCUUUGGGGCUGGGGGUACGGUCUCUUUGCAGCCCCCCACUCCCGCCGUUUCAAGCGUUUUAAUAGACCUGGAAGCGGUGUCAGCACCCCAGAAACUCCAGCCAGUACACCCCCAUCUCAAUAAGGCCUGAGUCUCUCGUUCUGACCGUGCCAGCUCGGGCGCCCGAGGACACCAGCCCCUGGACAGCGGGAGCGCUGGGUUCGACAUGGUGCUCACCCCCGCCACCGUGUCC
Manis pentadactyla (Chinese pangolin) is the source of this 1948-nucleotide messenger RNA. It is a transcript of the gene TRIM17, whose product is annotated as tripartite motif containing 17. NCBI's taxonomy places the organism in Eukaryota, Metazoa, Chordata, Mammalia, Pholidota, Manidae. The record is from RefSeq and is a predicted model, not a curated record. Gene Ontology annotation, molecular function: protein binding.